ACGUCUACGGAAGUAACUACAGCAGCUACUAUGUACCGGUUAACUUUUUAUUUUCAAUGAAGCAAUCUAAGUAUGUUUUCGAAAAGUUGGUAUCAAAACUUCUUUUUUUAAUUUAAGACCCUUUACAGACGUAUUCAAAAUACCACUUAUUCAGUAGUUUUUGAAUAAACUGAUAUUUAAUUUAGACCUGUACCCUGAAACGGUUUUUUUAACAGAACUAAUUAACUAAAAUAAUUUAUUGGUGAAGUUCUAAUCAGAGGGUUAUUUAUAUCGGGUGCCAGUUUCACACAACUGUCAAAUGAGUUUUACUAGUAUCUUCUUACCUUAUCUAUGCUACUAUCAUAGAUAAUAGGCUACUAUCUAUGGCGAUGGUAAUCUGAAACGUACAUUAAAAUUAUUGUUAUUGUGCAAGUGCUAGUUAAUGUUAAUUCAUCAAUUAGUUUGUGUAAACGAUUAAUUAUUAAUCAGUUAAUCACGCUUUAAUGCUGUUGUGGAAUAUUUGAAAAUAAGCAUGUCCCUUGUAGCAUAUGAUGAUAGUGAAAGUGAUGAGGAAAAAACUCAGAAUGCAUAUGAAGAAAAGACUUUAAAAUCUAAACAAACAGUAAAAAUCCCGAUUCCCACCAUUAAUUACGAUUCUGAUGAUGAACCUGUUAGUAAGAAGGUAAAAACAAACGAUCAAAAUAAAAAAAGUGGUCUUCUAUCAAUUCUGCCACCACCAAAAGUGCAACCAGGAAAGGUGAUAACACUUAUUCCUAAUGUUGUUAAGAAGAAGUCAACAGUUAUUUCAAAUAAGCGUGCAAAAGAGACAUUGAAUACUAAGGAAAGUGUGAAAGAAACCAAUAGUAGUAGUAGUAGUAGUAGUAGUAAAGUAGAAGAAUCAGAUGAUUCUGAUGAUGAAGUUAUUUCAAACUUUGAUGAAGAAUUGUGGCAAAAAAUAAAUGCUCAGUCCAAACGAAGAACUGCAUUUACUUUACCUGCAAAACAUACAGUUAAUAGUGAUUUAUCCAAUAAUGCUGGAAGUAUGGUCUCUGAUAUUGAGAUUGCUCCCUCAGCAGAAAAACCUUAUGAAGGUCUUGAUAAUGCUGCUUUCAAAGAAUUAGUUGGAAGGGGUAAACAAAAAGCAAUGGAUGUAAACAUCAUUGAUAUACAUGAAGAUGAAAUAAGGCCUGAUAAAGCAGAUUGGUUGAAAUCAUUGACAGACCCAAAUUAUGCUCCUAAGCAAGAGGUUGAAGACGAGGUGAAUGAUACAUGUAAAAGAAAACAUCAUAUUACUUACCUGGCUCAACAGGCUAAGGCUAAUGAACUGGAAUUACAAAAUCAAUGGGCACAAAAUAGGUUUGCAAGAAAACAAACUCAAGCAAAAUAUGGAUUUUAGUACUAAUUUCUGUUAUGUAUAUUUGUAGAAAUUCGUAUGAAUUUGUGAAUUAUUUUGUAAGUACCUAAAUAAUAUUUUUUCCUAAUAA
Molecule: messenger RNA, 1463 nt
Organism: Agrilus planipennis (emerald ash borer)
Lineage: Eukaryota; Metazoa; Arthropoda; Insecta; Coleoptera; Buprestidae
Exons: 1
Coding region: 512-1375 (287 amino acids)
Cellular component (GO): nucleus
Source: RefSeq, a predicted model, not a curated record